AUGGGAAAAGAACUAGUGUGUGGGAUGGCAAAACAAUAUCUUUUUCCCCUUCCAAUUUUACAACAACCAGCAGACAAGCUGGUAUCCGAUACAGUGGGCAUGGUGUGCCAGUCAGUAACAGGAGCAAAAGAUGCUAUGGUGGGGGCUGUGCUGGGCGGUGUGGAAAAGACACGUAUGGCUGUGGCCGGUGGCAUAAACACUGUCAUGGGGAGCCGUAUGGGUCAGAUGGUCAGUAACGGUGUAGAUAAGGCCCUCACCCACUCUGAAGACUGGGUGGAACAGAACCUUCCAAUCAGUGAAAAGGAGCUUGCUGCACUGGCUGAACCAAGACCAGGUGAGGAGGAAGGAUUCAUAGUAACUACUAGACCCAGCUAUUUCGUCCGCCUAGGUAAACUGUCUGCAAAAGUUCGGGAGAGGGCACUUGAGCAGUCUCUCAUUAGGGCACGCAAGGCCAGAGACACUACGCAUGCAGCUGUGACUCAAAUGACCAGCACUUUGGACCUGCUGGAAAGUGCCCGGGUAACCUUGGCCAGUGCCAACCAGCAGCUAGGGGGCGCUCCGGAGCAGUUACUGCAGAGAUGGAAAGAAUGGAAGGAAGGGCAGCCCAAAGAACUGCAGGAGAAAGUAACAGCUGAGACAGAAGUAGAUACAGCAAAAGACAAGGAAGAGGAACUGGAAUCGAGAGCUCUGUCGAUGGUACGAGGUUUGAGUGAUCAGCUGAAGGCAGCAUGUUCAGGGGCUGUGUCCAGUAUACAGGGUCUCCCAGGCACUGUGCAGGAACAGCUUCUGAAUGCUCGACAUACAGCUGGAGAGCUCCAGGCAUCUCUGAGCAGCACCAAGACACUCACACCCAUUCUCUUAGAACAGACACGGCAGCAGAUCGGCCAGGUACGACAGUCAUUGGAUGGAGUCGUGGAGUACCUUCUCAAUAACACUCCUCUCAAUUGGCUGGUUGGGCCUUUUGCACCUCAGAAAACAGAGAAAGGCGAUUGAAAAUGCCAUACAACUUAAGUAAAACUGAUGAAAUAGGUUGCUAUAUGGUUCAAAUUGUUGUAUGUUUUAACUAUUUCCAUUUUUUAAUUUAAACUAGUGUUAACUGGAGUCUUUAGACUCGCACUAAAUUGUUGAAAUUACAGCAUAAUUAACAUAAAUGGCAAAUUAUCAUUUCAUCAAUGUCAGUAUUCUGAAAGUAUUGAAACCACUACCAGGUAGAGUAUGUAGGUUUCUGUGGGUGAUAUACUGUGUGUAGCAUUCAAACCUUUGUGGUACUUAAAUACUGAAUACAUGUAUGUACUUUAUGAAUAAAAGCAAAUCAUUCUUCAUA
Messenger RNA from Sinocyclocheilus grahami, 1324 nucleotides. RefSeq names its product perilipin 3 (gene plin3). Gene Ontology annotation, biological process: lipid storage; positive regulation of triglyceride storage. Gene Ontology annotation, cellular component: cytosol; lipid droplet. The record is from RefSeq and is a predicted model, not a curated record. The transcript is spliced from 5 exons. The coding region runs from base 1 to 993 and encodes 330 amino acids. Lineage: Eukaryota; Metazoa; Chordata; Actinopteri; Cypriniformes; Cyprinidae.